GUUCAGCAAGCGUCGAUGUCGUAGCAUUGGCUGCUGUGUAGAAAAACUCCGUAAGUGUUAUUUUAAUCUCUCGAAAAACGCAUUCAGUAUCGCGGGUUGAUUUGAGAGGUCAUCAACAUGGGUGAGCCCCAGCAGGUGAGCGCCCUGCCUCCCCCACCAAUGCAGUACAUAAAGGAAUACACAGAUGACAACAUCCGCAAAGGUCUGGCACCCAAGCCGCCACCACCUAUCAGAGACAGCUACAUGAUGUUUGGCAACCAGUUCCAAUGUGAUGACCUCAUUAUCCGGCCUCUGGAGAGCCAGGGAAUUGAGCGCCUUCAUCCUAUACAGUUCGACCACAAGCGGGAGCUUAAAAAACUCAACAUGUCCAUUCUGGUUAACUUCCUGGACCUGCUCGACAUCUUGAUCAAGAGUCCUGGCAGUUUAAAGCGUGAGGAAAAGCUUGAAGAUCUAAAGCUACUGUUUGUUCAUAUGCACCAUCUGAUAAAUGAAUACAGGCCACACCAAGCCAGGGAGACUUUAAGGGUGAUGAUGGAGGUGCAGAAGAGACAAAGGCUAGAAACAGCUGAAAGGUUUCAAAAACACUUGGAGAGGGUGGUGGAGAUGAUCCAAGGCUGCUUAGCCUCUCUACCAGAUGACUUACCUCAGAUGGAGGGUCCCAAUGGAGCUGGUGAUGGGACGAGGAGUGGAUCAGCAGCCAGUGGUGUUGGAGUCUCCUCUGGUCUAGGGUCAAGACUGAAAACAGAACCUAUGGAUUUGGAAGAGGCAGGGGCCAGCUGUAUGGCAGCAGGCCAGCAGGACAGGAGUAUGCCUGUCUCUUCAAUGGAGAAAGUAUGGGACAAAGAUGCUGCCAUGUGCAGUAUUAUUGAUGAAAUUGCUUAAGUUUUUUUUGUAUGUGUGUGUGUGCGUGCAUGUGUGUGUGUGUGUGUGUGUGUGUGUGUGUGUGUGUGUGUGUGUGUGCGUGCGUGCACAUAAGAUGUGGCUUUUUUGUGUGUAUCAACAUUGUACCUAGCCCAGUGAUCUUUUUUCCAUGUGUAUUCUUUGAAACAAAAAUCUUGAAAUCCUACCUUGAGUAAGACAAUGUUUCGAUGACCAUAUUGUAGUUAUUUUUCAAAUACAGCCAAUAUACCAGAAAGCUUUACAUUUAGAACUUUAGAUUUUAACAUUUAAAUUAUAACACUACCAGCUUUCAGGUUUUAGUAAUUAAUAAAGCAACUUCCAGUUGAUGAUUUGAUGGGAGCCUUGAAAUUUCUUAUAGUCAUUAGCUAUUGGGGAACCACAAUGAAAGUGUCCCACUUUUAUGUUGUCAGUCCACUAUGUUGAGCCACAAUGCUUCAGUUCUUUUCGUUACAGUGGGGAUUCACUGUACACUUCGGCUUAUCUAGCCGUGCAUUAUACAAGAAGAGGUUGGGGAUAAGGUGAGUUUGUAGGUCCUUGUUCUGCAGUGUAAUCCUACCUACCCCAAGCUUAUCCAUUUUGGGAAUUUAAAAGAAUGUAUAAGUGUUACAUGGAGUAAUGAAUCAAGUCAAAGUCCUGGUAUGUUCAAAACUUGGAUGGCAAAUAAAACUGAUACUGACUGAUUAGCAGUCUUGUGCGACUCUUAACACGUCUUGUAAGUGGUUCCUACAUGUUCGAGUGUUAAAAUGACAUACAUCAGGCUGUCUGCCAAGGCCAUCCUAUUCAAGUACAGUUGAUGUAGAGGCACACUGCACCAUAAAGACAUGCCGCAAGCUAAAUUCUGAUAUAACACAAAGAGAAAACUCCAUUAUACAUGGUAGUGUCAGAUUUUUCAUGUAUUUGAAUCAGUGCUGAAGCUUAAGCAGAAAUCCAUGCAAAUUUAAAAUGCCGAAAUAUCACCUAAUGUCACACUUGUGGUUUUGAGAAGUGUACUUUUGUUUAAAAUUUUACCACAGUUUAGAUGUGAACUCCUGUCUUGCUUCAAAGUCACAGAUGCAAUUACUUCAUUCAUAAAAGCCCUAAAAACCUUUUUUUUCUUUAAUUUUCCAGGCCUACCUUGAUCCAUAGAUGGUCUCUGAUUUGUAUACUGAUUUGCUGUACAGCGGAGUUAUCUCAGUCACCUGCUGCUAGAGCUGGACAAUAUAUUGAUAUCAAAUUGGUAUCAUUAUGAGACUAGACAUUGAUUGGGAUUUUAGUAACAUUGUGAUGUAACAACUUGAAUGUCAUUCCCUGCUUUUAAAGGCUACAUUACAGUAAAGUAAUACAAUUU
Molecule: messenger RNA, 2227 nt
Organism: Lampris incognitus (smalleye Pacific opah)
Lineage: Eukaryota; Metazoa; Chordata; Actinopteri; Lampriformes; Lampridae
Gene: med7
Product: mediator complex subunit 7
Exons: 2
Coding region: 118-882 (254 amino acids)
Biological process (GO): regulation of transcription by RNA polymerase II
Cellular component (GO): mediator complex
Molecular function (GO): transcription coregulator activity
Source: RefSeq, a predicted model, not a curated record